AUGGUUUCAACAACUUUAAAAAUACGAUAUCAAACGGAAAAUGCAGAAUACAGCGGUGGAGCGGUUCGAGCACUGCGGUUAGCGGCGUUGCCGCUUCGCAUUGCAGCGAUUCGGUCGCACCGCGAUAGCGUUUCACUUAGCUUUUAUUACAAGGGAAUACGCGAUAAAAUCGCAGUGAUGUCGUUAUACAUCAACGGCAACGUCGCUGCGACUGCGUCACUCCGCGCGGAUUGCUCGUUUCAGUGCGACGCGUAUAUAGUU
Messenger RNA from Brenthis ino (lesser marbled fritillary), 261 nucleotides. Lineage: Eukaryota; Metazoa; Arthropoda; Insecta; Lepidoptera; Nymphalidae. The record is from the annotation of a GenBank genome assembly.